UUUCUGCGCCCUUUCCCUCCUCUCCUUCCUCUCCAAGAAAAAGGAAACGCGGCGAGCAAUAACCACCGCCGCCGCGCACCUACACCCCACGCCCCCAUAUGAGUGAAGAACCCCGCGCCUUCCUCUCGGCGAGUACGGUAGGAGACUAGAGGAGCAGCAACGACGUGAAGGAAGGCUAUGGUGCUGCCGCUGGUGAAGCUCGGCUCGCUCGCGUUCCGGACGCUGAGCAAGCCCAUCGCGGCCCGCCUCAAGCACAGCGCCGGCAUCCACCCCAAGUUCCGCGGGCUCAUCAUCGGCAUCGCGCAGGCAAACCAUCGUUUCACAACAAAUAUGCAGAGGCGACUAUAUGGACGUGCGACUGACAUUCACAUUCGGCCCCUGAAUGAGGAGAAAGCUAUUCAAGCUGCUGCAGAUCUUCUUGGCGAACUAUUUGUUUUCUCGGUCGCUGGUGCUGCAAUUAUCUAUGAGGUGCAAAGAAGUGCUAGGUCAGAAGCCAGAAAAGAGGAGACCCGAAAGCAGGAAAUCGAGGCGAUCAAGAAAAGGGAGGAGGAACUAGCCAUCGAAGUGCAGCUCAUGAAACAGAGGAUCAGCGAGAUGGAGCGGCAGUACGUGAAAUGGAGUCUCCCAGGCUUUCGCGGCUUCAGCACUGCCCAUGCAGCAACAGCAGCAAAGCCUGGUGCUCAGCAGCCAACGGCUGGUUAUUGGGCAUGCGUUGGGUCAUAGGAAGGUCCUUCAGCGAGGCGCGCCAGCGAACUGAAGGCCAUUUGUUCUUCCCCUGAUUGAUAUGCCCAAGAAAAGUCUUGGAGCUGAGGUGAUGUACUAGUGUACCCGCAUCUCGUGAUAUUUCUGCUUUACAGUGGCUUCUUGUUCAGAUCUGAUCGGCAGAUGCUUUGCUUUAUUGCUUUUUAUUUUGUAAA
Molecule: messenger RNA, 917 nt
Organism: Phragmites australis (common reed)
Lineage: Eukaryota; Viridiplantae; Streptophyta; Magnoliopsida; Poales; Poaceae
Exons: 5
Coding region: 178-723 (181 amino acids)
Biological process (GO): regulation of lipid metabolic process
Cellular component (GO): mitochondrion
Source: RefSeq, a predicted model, not a curated record